Messenger RNA from Plenodomus lingam JN3, 4248 nucleotides. RefSeq lists its product as uncharacterized. The record is from RefSeq and is a predicted model, not a curated record. Gene Ontology annotation, molecular function: protein binding. NCBI's taxonomy places the organism in Eukaryota, Fungi, Ascomycota, Dothideomycetes, Pleosporales, Leptosphaeriaceae.
AUGCACGGGCUAAAUUAUAGCCGUCCCCUAGAUUCAGCCCCAUUCGCCCCCACCUCUGGCAUAACGGCUGCUCGUGAGGUUGUACGCUCAGCCGAUUAUUACGUCGAAGUGCAACUGUCUGAUUUCAACGCGAUGCAAGAGUUGCGCAGGAAAUUGCGGAAACUUAAACGAAAACAGCUAGCUCCCAAGGAACCUCCUCCCCAGCUAGAUUCCUCGCCUGCUCCGGCGCCAGACAACGCACGCGAAAAAACCUACGGGCUUUUCCUACUCAGCGGCAACGACUUGCCUGACGAUUCAAAAGAAGAAGAUGCUAUCGGAGUAGAUAUUGUGGCAAUACAUGGCUUGAACGGGGACGCUUAUACAACAUGGCAGCACGAGAACGGUACUUUGUGGCUCCGUGAUCUGCUCCCGAACAGCCUUCCCGGGUCACGCGUUUUCACCUAUGGUUACCCAUCUGAGCUCCUCUGGAGCUCUUCAGUGGCCACUUUACGACACUAUUCUGGGAAUCUUCUGAAUUCUCUCAGAGCCAUCUCGGAAGGACCGCAGCGUCCGAUAAUAUUCGUUUGUCACAGCCUUGGAGGCAUAGUAUGUAAGCAGGCUCUUGUUCUGGCGCAUGAAGAUGACCGCUUGUACAGUGACAUACUGUCUGCCACUUCCGCCAUUGUAUUUUUUGGAACGCCACAUCGUGGUUCAAAAGGAGCUGAUGUCGGGAAAAUCGUGGGAAGGGUCGUUAACAUGUGUUUACGUGCAUCACAGACUGCAGGCAUUGCUGGGACAAUACGGGAUGACCUUCUGACAACCCUUGGAUCCAAUUCUCAAGCAUUAAGUGAUCUCGCGGUCUCUUCCCGAAAUCGUUUGAGAGACUUGGACAUUGUCACCUUUCACGAAACGGAAACCAUGCCCGGGCUGUCAGAACUGGUCGUUGAUCCACAUUCUGCCAUACUGGGAUUACCAGACGAAGAUAUCAUACCCCUGUUCGCAAAUCAUAGAACUAUGUGCCGUUUCGGAGGGGCAAAGGAUGAUGGUUACAGCUACGCCUUGAAGGCGAUCAAACGAUUGGUCAAAAAUGCCCUCUUCAACCGAGAGAUGGAAAUGAAAUCAUUCCGCACAUCCUCAACUCAGUCUUUGACCGAGGCUGAAAGAUCUUGCAUGGCCCUGCUAAAUUCAAUCCACCUAGCAGAAUAUAAAGCACAAUUACCGAGGCCGGUGCAAGGGACCUGCAGCUGGAUUCUGGACAACCCUGCAUAUCAGUCCUGGAUAGCGGCCAAAGAGUCGAGAGUGCUGUGGAUCACGGGCGAACCUGGCUGUGGGAAAACGAUGCUCUCUGCCUAUCUGGCGGAGCACCUAAGGCUACAUCGCGCUGACCCUAAUACACCUCAGGUCUUUCUUUUCAUCUGUGACGACAAAGUAACAUCUCAGAGAGACGCAGCUGCUAUUCUUCGCGGAAUUCUAUAUCAGAUCCUACAGCAACACCGAAAGCUCAUUAAGCAUGUGAAGAAACGAUUCGAAAUGGAAGGCCCAAGUCUUGCAAACUCCUUCCCGGCCCUCUGGGAACUAUUUCUGAAGUUGGUUGCUAAUACUACGUCAGGCCCUGUGGGCGUGAUAGUGGAUGCGAUUGAUGAGUGUGAAGCCAGGACGCGCAAUAGUUUCCUGAACGCCAUGAUGCGGCUAGUGAACGAGUCACAAGAUGAACAUCGACAAUCUCAGAACUAUGUCAAGUUUCUGAUAACCAGCCGUCCAUCACUCGGAAACUCUUACAAUCUCACGGGAACAAUGACAACCAGACUGCCAAUCGAGCAAAACCACAAUGUUGUCAACGAAGACGUCAAGUUGGUCAUUCGAAGCAAGGUCGGCGAGAUCUCAAACAAGUUUCAUUGCAACGACGAUACCAAGAACUAUCUAGAGCAGUUGCUGUAUUCCAAGUCUGACCAGAGUUUUCUCUGGCUGAAUAUGGUACUCCGUAGCCUUGAAGGUAGUUCAAAGGCAUCAAAGAGCGAUUUCGAACGGAUCAUCAACACAUUCCCCGAGAAUCUUGAAGCCACUUAUAGCCGAUUUUUACGCGAGAUUCCACCUAACAAUCAAGAGGACGCCAGAAAAAUAUUACAGCUGCUUAUUGGAAGUUCGAGACCCCUGACGUUGGAAGAGAUGGACACUGCAUUCACGAUUCAGCGGAAACAUGAAGCCCUACCCGAUUUACUGAAUGACCGGCAGUUCUCCAUCAGCUCAACGUUGCAGGAUAUCGUGGGGUCCUUUGUCCGCAUCAAUGGUGUACAAAGCUCGGCCAGAGAUUCAACCGUUUCGCUCAUACAUCAGUCCGCUAAAGAAUACCUAACCGACCUCGCACUCCGUUCUGCAGACAAGACAGUGCAGAGUCUUGCAAUUCCUCUUCCAGAAGCAGCGCUGAGCAUAUCCCAAUCAUGUAUGCGAUACCUGCUUCUGAAGGAAUUCCAAACGGACAUUUUCGCCCCGGAAGACAUAAGCCUCGAGCCGAGCUCGCCUGAUUCCUGUCCUUCGGACCCCUUCACAGACUUCGACACAAAGGGCCUAUCUCUUGGCCUAGACGAUUAUCCCAGCCUAGACAAUUUGUUCAAACAUUCACAGUAUAUAGGCGAGGAGCAAUGUACGCUAAUUGCUCAGAGAUAUGAAGUUUUCGAUUACGCGGCAACUUUCUGGGCGGAGCACUACUCGCUAUGCGAAGCCAUUGCCCCGGAUCACGUCCACGAGGCGGCUCGUCAACUGACGGCGACUUUGAGUUGUGUGCAGACGAAUUGGUUGAGAUACUAUUGGGUCAAAAGGAACAUGGAAUACUCCUUCCCAGAUAAUUUCGAGACGAUUGAAAUAGCCGCCUUUUUCAAUCUGACCACGCUGCUUGCCGAGACAUUGGCAAAAGCAGAUUUUGAAGAAGCAAAGAAGGGCCGAGCGCUGUUUUGGGCAGCGAGAAUGUCCUCUCUCGGCUCGAUUAGAGUGUUGCUUCAUCAUGGCACAGACUCGAAUAGUACUGGAGUCGAUCAGGACACACCCUUGACUAUAUCUGCGCAAUAUGGGCAUCUGGAUGCCCUCAAAUUGCUUCUCAGCGCAUCGCAAAUCGAUAUUUCAUUACCGGGAAGAUCGGGAAGAUCAGCGCUGUCGUUUGCCGCAGGAAACGGGCACUUGGAUAUUGUCGAAGCGCUGUUGGAAAACGGUGCUUUCAGGCCCGACGAACAAGAUCACACACAUUGGACGCCACUUUUCUGGGCUGUACUGGGAGACCAUGCAAGUAUUGUGCAGUCCUUGCUGAAACAGCCAGCAAUCGACAUCAACCACGUCGACAAAGCCGGACGCUCUGCCCUGUCCUGGGCGGCUGGAGAAGGCUCCGUGAGGGUGCUGAAAGUCUUACUUCGCCACCCUUCUGUAGACUUGAAUCUGGCGGACGCAAAAGGGCGAUCUCCACUCUCGUGGGCCGCGGGCAAUGGACAAAGAGAAGUAGUCAGUAUCUUGAUGCACACCAAGGGCAUUGACAAAGCCAGCAAAGACCAUGACCUGCGCAAUGCCAUUUCAUGGGCAUGUCAGGGUGGACAUACCAACACUCUGCGCAUUUUACUGAACAAUAACUGUGGUGGCGAGGAUGACGUGGAUAUCGACAGCUGGACGCCAUUACUAUGGGCGCUUUUCAUCCAGUCCCCUAAGACAGUGGAGACGCUUCUCUCAACCCGUCGUGUGCAAAUCGACCGCCAGGAUGAUGUCGGUCGGACAGCAUUGAUGUGGGCUGCAAGCUAUGGCUAUCUGGACGUCGUGCAGCUGCUGGUCUCAUGGGGUGCGAAUCUGCAUAUCACGAACCAAAAGGGACAGACAGCCGCCGAUGUCGCCAAAUCGCAAGAGCACAUGGAGGUUUGGGAGUUCUUGAAGACGCAGCGGAGCCAGAAGGUGGGGAGUGGUGUGGACUUGAUAGUGAUAUCCUACUACUUUAAGCUGAACGAUAGCUACCGAGAUAUCAAGUCUGAUGGGUUUCUUCAGGAAAAACACAUCACCUUUGUCCCAUCAGUCUCUAAAUCCCGUCAUCCGCCCGCUAAUCAGACAAAUCCUUCCGCGCGUACUCGUAGACCCAGGAAAUGCAUUGGCCUCUUGAUUGUUACUCGUCCCACGCAACCCUAUAUCCCCAUAGAUCCCCGGCUCCCACCAGCAAAGGACGCAUGCGAAGCUGUCCGCGCUGGGACAACAAAGGCUACGCUGUAUAUGAAUGAUUUCUAUCAUCUCCAUUUUGCUUCGUGA